UUUUUUUUUCUAAGUACAAACUGGUCACAUCACAUUUCUUACACAGAUGAGCUACGAUGGAUUACUAUCACUGUCGCAGUUGACAGACGAAAAGUUAAACCUUAUACAAGGGCACAACGCUCCGUUGCAAACCACCACGGCCAGAACAAAUCCGUCAACAGCAGUGAAAAAUUCUGCUGAUGCGAGCAACAAUUUGGUAAUUCGGUCCGCCUCACCCGCACUUGUCGACGUCACAGUCGAAGAAGAAGAGCAGGCAGCAACCAUACAAACAAUUCAGUUGCCUUUAGUUAGUGUCGAGAGCUACAAUACCGAUGCAGGUGCGAAUUUGAGUGCAUCGACCGCAACAGCAGCAGCAGCAACGCCUUUCAGCACAACAUUGGACGCAUCGAGCACGGAAACGUCAACGCCGCAACGGAAGAUUUCGGCGUCUUCGCGAUUUAUGAACGCAUUUCAAAACCUUUAUUCGAGUGCUACAACGGCGAACGCAACGAGUGAAACGGACGAAGCAGACAUUGGUACAAAUUUAACAAACGGAAUGCCUGUUGUUAGUCGUACGCCUCAUAAGGGCGUGGAAUCGAAACUUUUAUCAAUGUGGCACAACGUCAAAUAUGGCUGGAGUGGAAAACUUAAACCUAACUUUUCUAAAGAACAGCCUGUCUGGCUUCUAGGGCGAUGCUACCAUCGUAAAUACACGCCCCCAUCCUCCAUGGAGAGCUCAACCGAAAUGAGCUCAAAUGCUGGCGUACUCACACCAAAUGUACCCAGUAGCAUGUGUGAAACUGGAGAUCAAUAUGCGCCUGUUAGUAGCAGCAUAUCCGCUACCAAUAUUUAUCCGCCACUCAAUCCAGAUCAAGUGGAUGAAAUCGUGGUGCCACAGGAGCUAGGUAUGGACGCAGUUGAAAAUCAAGUAGCUGAACAUCCUUGGGAAGAGGGUAUCGAGGGAUUCCGACGUGAUUUUUACAGUCGCAUUUGGUUGACCUACCGACGAGAAUUCCCCACUAUGAAUGGUUCAAAUUACACAUCCGAUUGUGGUUGGGGCUGCAUGCUGCGGAGUGGGCAAAUGUUGUUGGCACAAGGACUUGUUUGCCAUUUUCUGGGAAGGAGCUGGCGAUACGAUGCGGAAACACAAUUGCAUUCUACAUAUGAAGACAAUAUGCAUAAAAAAAUUAUUAAAUGGUUUGGUGAUAGCUCUUCGAAAAGCAGUCCUUUCUCCAUACAUGCGCUGGUUAGCUUGGGAGUAGAAAUGGGCAAACGGCCGGGUGAUUGGUAUGGACCAGCAUCGGUUUCGUAUCUCUUAAAACAAGCUUUAAAAACGGCGGCUCAAGAAAAUGCGGACUUCGAUAACAUAACGAUUUAUGUGGCUAAAGAUUGCACAAUUUACAUGCAAGACGUUGAAAAGGAGUGCCGCAUACCGGAACCCUCCCCAAAGAAACAUGUACCUUGGCAACCUACACGCCGGAAUGAAACGCCUAAAUCGCAAAAACAACAAUGGAAAUCGUUAUUAGUGUUAAUUCCACUACGCUUGGGCACAGAAAAGUUGAAUCCGGUCUAUGCGCAUUGUUUGAAGUUAUUACUAAGUACAGAACACUGCAUAGGUAUAAUCGGUGGACGCCCUAAACAUUCGUUAUAUUUUGUGGGUUUCCAAGAAGAUAAAUUGAUACACUUGGAUCCGCAUUACUGUCAGGAGAUGGUUGACGUUAAUCAGGACAACUUUUCCUUGCAGUCAUUUCAUUGUAAAUCACCGCGAAAAUUGAAGACAACUAAAAUGGACCCAAGCUGCUGCAUCGGAUUUUACUGUUCCACAAAAACAGAUUUUGAUAACUUCGUAGAAAGCGUACAACUGUAUCUGCAUCCGAUGCGUUGCGCCUCCGGUACAAUAGACAAAAUUGGAUCCUCGUCUAAUAACAGUGGUCCUAUUGAAGGCGCUCAAUACGCGGAAAUGAAUUACCCGCUUUUCACAUUCUCACGUGGUCAAUGUCCACACCAAGAAUGGGACUCUAUCAACGAUUCUCUCUACAAACCGUUGCAACAGCAAGUUACACAAAUGAAACAGGAGCUUGAUAUACAUUCAAACAGCGUGACAUACGUUAGUGCACACGACGACGAUGAUGAAGAAACUGAGGAAUUCGUUUUGCUUUAAAAAAUAGUUUAAUGUGGUUGCAUUAGCAACACCGCUGCUUUUUCGAAUAAUAUGUUUCUCCUUCAAGAUUUGUCAAGUUCAUUUCAUUCUUAAUUGUUCGUUUAAGUUGUACAUUACCAUAAAUUGUUCAAGAUUAUACGUAUUUGCAAGUAAUUGUUAAUAUUUUUAAAAUUGCAUACAAACAUACACAAAUAUUCUUAACUCAAGCGCCUGCAUUAUUUAAUUGUACAAAUAAGUUAUAACACUCAUUUUAACACUAAAAAUACUAACGUUGAAAAUUGUUUAGAACGCAACAACGAAAAAUGUUUCACCACUCCUAUUAACUGGAUCCAUCCUAUAAGCGUAAACCUACCGUCUAUGUAUCUCAAAUUGAAAGACUUACAUUUUUUCUUUAUUUACUUUAUUAUACAUACAUUUUUUUGCAGUGUGAUCUGCUUACGCAACUCAUUUGAUUUCAUUAAAAAUAUUUGUUUACAUUUAUGUUUCAGCUUGAGAUAACGGGAGUGUGCGUAAAUUAAAUUAUGUACCAAGUAGUUCGCCAAAAAAUGUAUUUAUGUAUAACUGAAAGUUUAAUAAGUUUAUGCUUGAGCUGAAAGCAUUGUGCAUUGUAACUAAAUAACCAUUAGUGGAAGUUUGUGAUCCAAUUAUUUAUUGUACUUUAUUAAUUUAGGGUAGUAGCUUUGGCACACGCCAGCGCUAAUUCCAAUGUUACAUUUUUGUAUACAUAUUAUAUACAUAUUAUGCCUAGAUUAUUGUGAGAUCAUGAAAAGGAUUGAACAGUUUCAUUGGCGUUAAAAUUUUACAAAUUUUUGAAAUACAUACACUUAUUUUUAAACAUUUAAAAAAACACUACGUUUCAGUUUAUUAUACCGCCUUUUAAGGGUGGGAAAUGCAUUCUCUCAAGUACUAAAAUCACUGCAUUGUAAAGUGUUGUAUUUGUUUUUAUUUAUUUAUUUAAGUAAAGUUUAUUAUGAAAAAAGUUAUUAUUAGAUUAAAAGUGCCGACUCAUUAAUGGUCGUUGUAAGGAAAAAAUAAAUAAUCUUUAAUAAACUACGUUGUGGGUUUGUUUGGCUAUGUAAGUUUUUAUUAGUGGUAAUGUGAUAAUCUACUUUUCAAAUUGUG
Messenger RNA from Rhagoletis pomonella (apple maggot), 3262 nucleotides. It is a transcript of the gene Atg4b, whose product is annotated as cysteine protease ATG4C. NCBI's taxonomy places the organism in Eukaryota, Metazoa, Arthropoda, Insecta, Diptera, Tephritidae. Bases 47 to 2140 code for a protein of 697 amino acids. Gene Ontology annotation, molecular function: protein-phosphatidylethanolamide deconjugating activity. The record is from RefSeq and is a predicted model, not a curated record. The transcript has 6 exons.